Heterotrigona itama is the source of this 2525-nucleotide messenger RNA. NCBI's taxonomy places the organism in Eukaryota, Metazoa, Arthropoda, Insecta, Hymenoptera, Apidae. The record is from the annotation of a GenBank genome assembly.
UAAUACAUUACCAUAUAAUUCAUGUUACUUUAAACGCUAUCUUCGAGAUAUCUUAAUCAACUCUGUGUCACUGAUGACGUUAUUGACAUUCUUUUAAAAUCAAAUAGCAUUAUUAUAAUAUUCUUUUCUUCUUGCAAAAAUGAAACUUUCACUCGAUGAACAAUAACGAAUAUGUUUUAAGUUGAAGGUAGUUGAAGUAUUAUAUAUAUUAUAUUAGAUUGUCUAAAAAAUAUUGGGCCUUUGGAGAUCAAAAUUAAGAACACUUCCGUUUCGGCCGUUUUGUUAGGUGCAAUCGCUCUAAUUGUAACAGUAUAGAUCCGAAUCUGUUCUACCUGGCGGCAGCAGCUCGUGAUGCACGAUGCCCUUAAAUCCCACCAAACACACAACAUAACUUUCCUGGGCGUCAGUAUAAGUUUUGAUUAUUACAGACUGUGACGCUUCUCCUCGUUUUGACCACGAUCUUUUUCGCACAUUGUUGUCGUAGGUCGUUAUCCACUUUUCGUCAUUUGUUAUUAAUCACUUCAGAAAUGGCUCGAGUUACCUUUCAGUAGAAAUUCGAUCGAGUAAAUUUUUUUCAGUCAGAUUAUGUGACAUCCAAACGUCGAACUUUUUUUUGUAGCCAGCUUUCUCCAAGUGGUUUAACACUGAUGGAUGUUUAGGUCCUUGGCGAUGUCAUGACCUGCUUACAUGCCGGUUUUGCUCGACUUUUGCCAGAAUAUCAUCCACUUGUUCUAUGAUUGGUUGCCCACUGCGAGAAGCAUCUUGAACAACAAAAUUUCCAGAACGAAAGCGACUAAACCAUCUUUUGGCUUUUGUUUUUGAUAACGUAUCUUGCCAAUAAACAGCACAAAUUUCUUCGCGAGCCUGCGCAGCAUUUGUGCUUUUAUCGAAAUAAAAUUGCUAAAUGUAGCGCAAUUUUGCGGAAAGUUUAUUCAUCUUCACGGCGUAAUAACUUACGUCCGAGUAUAAGAAUUCCAAUUCCACUUUUUGCACAUCUACUGACUUCAAAUGCCAGCUGUCAAAUGACUUUCCGCCCCGCUGCGAUUUAUAUACCUGAGAUUUGGAACACUAACGCUAUCUCGUGAGCAAAAGGCUCAAUACUUUUUAGAUUACCUGAUAUAUAUGGAAUAUCAUUCUUUGACAAAUACUUAACCUCUUUUUAACUAUUCCUUUUUUUUUUAGAAGAAAACUGUAUUCUCUUUUUUAUAUAAUUAUAGAAUAACAAAACAUUUUAUCCAUGAUACAUUGAAGAGUUUCAAGUUACGUAGAUAAUAUUUAUAAAUACUGUGAAAAUGGAUAGUCUUUUCACACAAAAUAUUUCAGAAGAACCAGAGGAUAUACCACAAACAGAUGAGCCAGUUUGGAUUCUUGGAAAAAAAUAUAAUGCUAUAAGAGAACUAGACGCAAUUCGUAGGGAUAUAAAAUCCAAAUUAUGGUUUACUUAUCGAAAAAAUUUUGUGCCUAUUGGUGGUUACAAUUCUACAUUUACAUCUGACAAAGGUUGGGGUUGCAUGUUAAGAUGUGGUCAAAUGGUUCUUAGCCAAGCUUUAAUUAUAUUACAUUUAGGUAGAGAUUGGCAAUGGACACCAGAAACCAGAAAUAGUACGUACCUGAAAAUUUUAGAACGUUUUGAAGAUAAAAGAACUGCCGCUUUUUCUAUUCACCAAAUUGCAUCAAUGGGAGCAUCAGAAGGAAAAGAAGUUGGACAAUGGUUUGGGCCCAACACAAUAGCACAAGUAUUAAACAAUGUAGAGUAGAAGGAGGUACAACAGUGGAAGCUGACGAUAAUAUACCAUUGAAAGCACCUAGCCAAUGGAAACCUUUAUUACUUUUAAUACCUCUUCGUCUUGGAUUAAAUGAGAUUAAUCCAAUUUACAUUAAUGGUCUUAAAGAAAUGAAGUAAUUUAUUUGGAUCCUCAUACAACACAAAGAUCAGGUAGUGUUGGCAAAAAACUAGAAGAGGAAGAGAUUGAAAUGGAUAUUACUUAUCAUUGUAAAUCUUCUAGUCGUAUUCUUAUUACAGGAAUAGAUCCUUCUGUAGCACUUUGUUUCUUCUGUGCAAGUGAAAAAGAUUUUAGAUCUUUAUGUAAAUCUAUUCAAGAAGAAUUAAUAGCACCAGAAAAACAACCUUUACUUGAAUUAUGUGCAGAGAGAUUAGCACAAUGGUCACCAACUGAAGAUGUAGCUUUAGAAGCAAUAGCAGCUUCAAUUGUAGAUUUUGAACAUAUAGAUCCACAAUGUGAUACAUCUGAUGAAGAUUUUGAAUUACUUGGUUGACAUUUAAUUAAUAAUUAACAAAUUUAUUAUGAUAUAAAUAAUGUAUAUAUAACAUCAAAGAUAAUUCAUUCAUACAUAAAAUACAACCAUUCAUUCAAUACGUACAUUGAUUUGUAUUAAUUAGUACUAUUUUAGUACUAAAAUAAUUUAUAUCAAACAAUUAAAAUAUUGUAUAUAUUACUUAUAUCUAAAUUUUUUGGACAUGAGUGAUCUAUUAAUAUUGUUAAUAUAAUAUAAUAUAAUAUAAC